AUGGUCUACAUUAGGGAGCAAGAGCGGGGUCCGCUUUGGUCUUCCUCAGUCAGCCGUCUAGCGCGCACACCAGGCCGCCGCUCUCCGACCCGCGCGGCCUCAGCUCGCGACGGGCAUAGGGGUUGGGCCAAAUCAGAUAUCCCUCCGCCUUCCACACUGCGCAGGCGCCUGGCGAGUCAAACGCACCUACGCACGGACCUAGCCCUGAAGGAGGCAAGGCGCAUGCGUAAAUCCCCACCUCGCUUUCGGUUGCCUGAAAUUUACCCUAGCCAGCUAGCGGCGGCUCUCGAUCAGUGCGCAUGCGUCAAUGAGAACUGUGUGGUAACCCUCCGCCGCCUGUUCCCUGCUCGGCUGAAUGGUUCCAGCCUUGUGCCUGGGCCGCCACCCCGCCUGCCCUUCAAUGACCCGUUCUUUGUGGUGGAGACGCUAUGCAUCUGCUGGUUCUCCUUCGAGCUGCUGGUGCGCCUGCUAGCCUGCCCGAGCAAGGCCAUCUUCUUCAAGAACGUGAUGAACCUCAUCGAUUUCGUGGCCAUCCUGCCCUAUUUUGUGGCACUGGGCACCGAGCUGGCCCGGCAGCGGGGUGUGGGUCAGCCGGCCAUGUCCCUGGCCAUCCUGCGGGUCAUCCGGUUGGUGCGUGUCUUCCGCAUCUUCAAGCUGUCCCGGCACUCGAAGGGCCUGCAGAUUCUGGGUCAGACGCUUCGGGCUUCCAUGCGGGAGCUGGGCCUCCUCAUCUUCUUCCUCUUCAUCGGGGUGGUCCUCUUUUCCAGCGCAGUCUACUUUGCUGAAGUUGACUCUGUGGAGACCCAUUUCACCAGCAUCCCCGAGUCCUUCUGGUGGGCUGUGGUUACCAUGACCACGGUUGGCUAUGGAGACAUGGCACCCGUCACUGUGGGUGGCAAGAUAGUGGGCUCUCUGUGUGCCAUCGCCGGCGUGCUGACCAUUUCCCUGCCUGUGCCUGUCAUUGUCUCCAACUUCAGCUACUUUUACCACCGGGAGACAGAAGGCGAGGAGGCCGGGAUGUACAGCCACGUGGACACACAGCCCUGUGUCAACCUGGAGGGCAAGGCCAAUGGGGGGUUGGUGGAUGGAGAGGUGCCUGAGCUGCCGCCUCCACUCUGGGCCCCCCCUGGGAAACACCUGGUCACCGAAGUGUGAGGGGCCAUUGAGGUCUGCAGGACCUCGUGUCUCCCUGGAGGAAGGAAGGGGGAGGGAGGCAGGGGAGGGGAUGGGGUUUAGGAAGG
Fukomys damarensis (Damara mole-rat) is the source of this 1241-nucleotide messenger RNA. RefSeq names its product potassium voltage-gated channel subfamily A member 7 (gene Kcna7). The transcript is spliced from 4 exons. Gene Ontology annotation, biological process: potassium ion transmembrane transport. Gene Ontology annotation, cellular component: voltage-gated potassium channel complex; membrane. NCBI's taxonomy places the organism in Eukaryota, Metazoa, Chordata, Mammalia, Rodentia, Bathyergidae. The coding region runs from base 1 to 1155 and encodes 384 amino acids. The record is from RefSeq and is a predicted model, not a curated record. Gene Ontology annotation, molecular function: delayed rectifier potassium channel activity.